This is a messenger RNA of Zygotorulaspora mrakii, 666 nucleotides long. RefSeq names its product Rab family GTPase. The transcript has 2 exons. The coding region runs from base 1 to 666 and encodes 221 amino acids. Gene Ontology annotation, molecular function: GTPase activity; GTP binding. The record is from RefSeq and is a predicted model, not a curated record. Gene Ontology annotation, cellular component: recycling endosome. Gene Ontology annotation, biological process: exocytosis. Lineage: Eukaryota; Fungi; Ascomycota; Saccharomycetes; Saccharomycetales; Saccharomycetaceae.
AUGAACAACGAAGAUUAUGGGUACGAUUAUGAUUAUUUAUUCAAGAUUGUCUUGAUUGGUGAUUCUGGUGUUGGUAAGUCUAACUUACUCUCGCGUUUCACAACGAAUGACUUCAAUAUGGAAUCAAAAUCUACAAUAGGUGUGGAGUUUGCGACAAGAACUAUUGAAGUCGAGAAAAAGAAGAUUAAGGCACAAAUUUGGGAUACUGCUGGACAAGAAAGAUAUCGUGCCAUAACAUCUGCUUAUUACAGGGGCGCAGUCGGAGCGCUGAUCGUGUACGAUAUAAGUAAGCCAAGCAGUUAUGAGAAUUGUAAUCAUUGGCUAUCAGAGCUUAGAGAGAACGCUGAUGAUAAUGUUGCAGUUGGCCUCAUUGGUAACAAAUCCGAUCUUGACCACCUACGUGCGGUGCCAACAGAUGAAGCCAAAAAUUUUGCUCAGGAAAACCAAUUAUUAUUCACUGAAACAAGUGCUUUAAAAAGCGAAAAUGUUGAGCUUGCUUUUAGAGAGUUGAUCACAGCGAUAUAUCAAAUGGUAAGUAAGCACCAGGUAGACUUAGGUGACUCUGGCAAUAAUAAUGGAAUGGGACAAGCCCCAAAGGGACCUACAAUCAGUUUAACACCGGCGCCAAAUGAGAGCAAAAAGAAGUCUUCAAACAAUUGUUGUUAG